AUGGUGAAGAAGAAUGAAGAAGAACUCCUUGACACGUUGGCGGUUAUUGAUGGCUAUAUUCGCAAACAAAACAUACGUAAGUUGACGGAAGAGGAGGGACACAUUUUCCAGAAAAUAAGGAUCUCAACUCAAAAGUUGCUGCCUGAAGGUGCAAUCAAAAGCAUGGAAGCUCCAGAUGAGAAGCCACUUCGAUAUACUUGGGCCUUUAGUCAAGUUUCAAAAGGUCGGGCCUUGGAAAGGUUUAAGGUAGAAUAUAACAAGCUUCAUCCUGUUCAAAAACGUUGCUUUUUGUCUCUCUUACAUUUGCCCGAAAGUGUUAUAAAGAAAAUGAAUAUAAUUCUCUGGUGGAAUGGACUGGGUUUGGUGGAAAAUACAACAGAGCAAACAGGAGAGAAAAAUGGCGAGGAUGUGUUUGAAGUGUUGGUGGAUUAUGGAGUAAUUGUUCGAGUUAAUUUUAACAGUUAUCCAGAGAUUAGUAAAUGUAAAAUUCAUCCUCGGGUUCGUCCAGUGUCGGUGAGACAUAAAGUUAAACUCAGUGAUGGGUUUUCUAACCAUUGUAAAGCUGUUUAUAUUGUUGGUGCGAGUUAUUUUAAUCUUGGACCCCAAUGGAUGGCCAAAAUGGAACAUUUGGAGGUGCUUAAACUUGGUCGUUGGCUGCAUGGUUCACCAAAACAUGUUGAAGUGGAGAGUGAAGAAUUCCUGAAGCAGUUAGGGAAUCAAAAGCAUUUGAGGCAUCUUAGCUUUUGUGGGAUAUCAUCAAAAUCUGUGCUGCCACGCUCCAUUCUUAAACCUGAGAGUCUAGAAACUCUAGAUCUCAAAGCUUGUCAUUAUCUAGAAACAUUACCUGAUAAUAUUGCUUCAUUGAGAAACCUCAGACAUUUGAAUUUGUCUCAAUGCUACUUGUUGGACAGAAUGCCCAAGGGGAUUUAG
Glycine soja is the source of this 930-nucleotide messenger RNA. Its product is annotated as disease resistance RPP13-like protein 4. The record is from RefSeq and is a predicted model, not a curated record. Gene Ontology annotation, biological process: defense response to other organism. The coding region runs from base 1 to 930 and encodes 309 amino acids. The transcript is spliced from 2 exons. Lineage: Eukaryota; Viridiplantae; Streptophyta; Magnoliopsida; Fabales; Fabaceae.